This is a messenger RNA of Schistocerca serialis cubense, 565 nucleotides long. It is a transcript of the gene RpII18, whose product is annotated as DNA-directed RNA polymerases I, II, and III subunit RPABC2. Gene Ontology annotation, biological process: DNA-templated transcription. The record is from RefSeq and is a predicted model, not a curated record. Gene Ontology annotation, cellular component: RNA polymerase III complex; nucleus; RNA polymerase I complex. The transcript is spliced from 4 exons. Bases 100 to 495 code for a protein of 131 amino acids. Lineage: Eukaryota; Metazoa; Arthropoda; Insecta; Orthoptera; Acrididae. Gene Ontology annotation, molecular function: DNA-directed RNA polymerase activity; DNA binding.
CUAUGCCCAAAGAAUACAUUUAGUUGUAACUUCGCGUUGUUUCUAUUUUCUCAACUUUGUUGAUUGUUCACGCUUGUUGGUGUAUAACUAGUUGCUAGCAUGGCUGAUGAGGAGUAUGAGGGAGAUGAAGGUGCAGCUGACUUUGAUGAUGUUGAUGAAGAAGAGAAUCUUGAGGAAAUUGAUCAGCAAGAGGAUGAAGGAGAGAACAUAGAUAUUUUGGCACCUGGAGAUGCAAAAGGUGGUGUGCAAAAAUCAAAGAGAAUAACUACAAGAUACAUGACAAAGUAUGAGAGAGCAAGAGUAUUGGGGACGCGAGCACUACAAAUAGCCAUGUGUGCUCCCGUGAUGGUGGAGUUGGAUGGUGAAACAGAUCCAUUGCAAAUUGCAAUGAAAGAAUUGAAGCAGCGGAAAAUACCUAUUAUUAUUAGACGCUAUCUUCCAGAUAACAGUUAUGAAGAUUGGGGAAUAGAUGAACUGAUUAUAAUUGACCACUAGUACAUAAUUCUUUGUAUUCAUUCCUUUACUUUUAUUGUAUAAAAUGUUUAAUUAAAAGUUUUUAAUAGAA